Messenger RNA from Guyanagaster necrorhizus, 882 nucleotides. RefSeq lists its product as uncharacterized. The transcript has a single exon. NCBI's taxonomy places the organism in Eukaryota, Fungi, Basidiomycota, Agaricomycetes, Agaricales, Physalacriaceae. The coding region runs from base 338 to 874 and encodes 178 amino acids. The record is from RefSeq and is a predicted model, not a curated record.
UGACCAUCAUCAACCCAAGGCCUAUCGUUGCCUCUCUCUAUCAGAUAUGUGUAGUGUUUAUAUUUCGUCCUGAAUAACUACGGAUUAAUAAGCGUUCAACUUCAGCCAUGGAUAGCCUUCCCCAAGAACUCACGGACGCCAUAGUGCGCAUCCUUAGCAACGACCGUCGCAGUCUUUGCGCAAUUUUAUCUGUACCGCGCUCCCUACGUUCUCAAGCGAGAGUCCUUUUUUUCCGUAUUGUCUACCUUAAGAAAGAACGGCUUUCUUUAACCUGUGUGCGAUGUAACCGGAUAUUCCACAUCUGGUGAAGGAUCUAUUCGUGGCCCUACCCUUCACUAUGGAACACAGAUACAGUCUUGAUCGACUCCUAGAGUGUUAUCCUCUUUCCAAUGUCCGAAGACUCACCAUAGAACAUCGGAUUCGGUGCUCCAGCAUCAAAAACGACGUUCCCAGCGCCUUGUUAUCGUAUCCUCUGACCUCACUGACGCUCAACAUUCAAUUGCACCGGUAUGAGGAUCUGUAUGAGCUUCUGAUGUGUUAUCCAACUCUCAAACAUCUUGACACUUCUUUCGCCGAUGUUUUGGAUAUGAAUCGUAUGACGGGAAUGGACUCAGAGAGGAUCAAGGUCAACCAGGGCGCGAUCCUCUCAAUCCAAGACUUGUCCACCUCGAGUUCCAUCCUCCACCUCUGUUCGUCCAUACAGCUAUUUGUGGUGGUAGAAUGGUACCCAAGGAAACCUGACGCAGAUUUGUUGGAAAUAACGCGGCGGUUCAUCUGCAAUGCGCUCCCUCGUUUACAUUUGACGAAUAGGUUGGAGGUCCAUUGCAAGGUGUUACAACAUUCAUUCGAUGAAAUGAUGUACUUGACGGGCUAGAUAUAAAG